CGCUUUCUGCACCCGGAAGUGCGUGGCCGGUUGAAAAAACAUGGCGCACAGGGAACCGAUCACUGCAUUAUUAUUGAUAUUUUUAAGACAAUCUGUUUUAAAAUAUGUUCUUUCUGCUAUUUUAAUUUGUAUAAGCGUAGUAACAGUUAGUACUCAUGAUGACGUGUUCAGUGCAAGUCACGCCGUCAACUCGCAGAUGGCUAGAGCAAGAGACAUACGGUAUCUGCUAUACGAUGUGAACCCACCUGAGGGUUUCAACUUGAGGAGGGACGUCUACAUACGCAUGGCAUCCCUCGUGAAGACCCUUAGGAAGGAUGGAGAGGACUGGGUCCUGGUCCUGCCCCCAUGGGGUCGUCUUUAUCACUGGCAGAGCCCCGACAUCCACCAGGUUCGCAUCCCCUGGGGAGAGUUCUUUAGCCUCCCAAGCCUGCAGGUCAAUGUGCCUGUCGUGGAGUUUGAAGACUUCAUAGCUGAAUCCGGCGGCCCGUUCGUUGACCAAGUCCUGGUACUGCAGAACUACGCAGAGGGAUGGACGGAUGGCAAGUGGGAGGAGAAAGUAGACGAGCGUCCCUGCGUUGACAAACUAAUGUACUCCAAAGAUCAACAGGGCUUCUACAGGGGCUGGUUUUGGGGCUACGAGGAGACGCGGGCUCACAAAGUCAUGUGUAUGUCUGCACAAGGCCAUGCUUCCAUCAUCGCCCCCGUCCUCCACAGUAACAUCACAGUCACAUCAGUUAUGUUGGACCGUGCGGAGACCGUUCUACAUGACCAUUAUGCUGGCAAGGACUACUGGAGUACGCGACGAAGCAUGGUGUUUGCUAAACACUUACGGCUCAUUGGAGAUGAUUUCCGGGCCAAGUACCUCAACUCCACCGACGACAGCGACCACACUGUGUACAACGAGGACUGGACUCGUAUGAAGGCUGAGCUGGGCUCGGCUGAAGGUGGGGCUUAUCUUGGAGUGCACCUGCGCCGAAAGGACUUCAUCUGGGGUCACAGGAAAGACGUGCCCAGCCUCAAAGGCGCAGUCAAGAAGAUCCGUACCCUGAUGAAAAAGCACAAAUUAAACAAGGUCUUUGUUGCGACGGAUGCAGAUGAUGAAGAGCUGGAGGAUUUGAAGAGGAUGCUGCCAGAGAUGGUUCGGUUUGAGCCAACCUUGAAGGAUCUAGAGCUCCUUAAAGAUGGAGGAGUGGCCAUAAUUGACCAGUGGAUUUGUGCACAUGCCAGAUUUUUCAUUGGGACCUCCGUAUCGACGUUCUCAUUCCGAAUACACGAAGAGCGCGAGAUCCUUGGCUUGGACCCUAAAUCCACAUAUAACCGGUUUUGUGGGGAUCAAGAGAAAGAAUGCGAACAGCCCACCCACUGGAAAAUCGUCUACUGAUGCCACAAAACAUUGUUGACUGUAUUGAUGUUUAAGUGCCAAUAGCAGUGUUAAAGUGAAGCAAAUAUUUGCAUUAUAGCAGUAGGAGGAAUCUUCAAAUAUGCUCUCAGAAUAUUAUGUUACAUUUUACGUUUUUUCCAGAAAGGUGAUACCCUCUUUAAGACGAUGUGUGUUGAAAUGCCAAGACGUAUGAAUGGAGAAAACCAUUCCAUUUUAAUUGUGUCUUAUCUGUUACCCGUUUAGUAUUGUAUGUUUUUGGCUAACUUUCUUAUGCUUUUGUGAAUGACGUAAAAUUAUGUUUUCUUUUUAUGAAUGAUGGUGUUUCAAUCCCCUGUAAAAUAAAUGUGUCAUUUACAUUUCCUUUU
Gadus morhua (Atlantic cod) is the source of this 1746-nucleotide messenger RNA. RefSeq names its product protein O-fucosyltransferase 2 (gene pofut2). The coding region runs from base 41 to 1381 and encodes 446 amino acids. Gene Ontology annotation, molecular function: peptide-O-fucosyltransferase activity. Gene Ontology annotation, biological process: protein O-linked glycosylation via fucose. The transcript has 9 exons. The record is from RefSeq and is a predicted model, not a curated record. NCBI's taxonomy places the organism in Eukaryota, Metazoa, Chordata, Actinopteri, Gadiformes, Gadidae.